Geodia barretti is the source of this 951-nucleotide messenger RNA. The record is from the annotation of a GenBank genome assembly. Lineage: Eukaryota; Metazoa; Porifera; Demospongiae; Tetractinellida; Geodiidae.
AUGGACCAGCCCACCUUUGCCGACCUGGAAUAUCAGGGCAAGAAGCGCAAGACCCGCCGUGAACUCUUCCUGGAGCGCAUGGACGGUCUGAUUCCCUGGCAGAGCUUGGAGGGCCGCAUCCGCCCCGUGUAUCCCAAGGCUGGCAAGGGCCGCCACCCUUACCCGCUACCGGUCAUGCUCAGGGUCCACUGCGUCCAGCUCUUCUACAACCUCAGCGACCCCGGAAUGGAGGACCUGCUCUACGAGUCCGAGCCGGUGCGGCGGUUCGCAGGACUGAAGCUCUCCGGUCCCCUGCCCGACGAGUCCACGAUUUUGCACUUCCGUCAUCUGUUGGAAAACCACAGCCUGGGGCAGGGCCUCUUGGAGGAAAUCAACGCCCACCUGGACUCCCAAGGGCUGAGGUUGCGAGAGGGAACCAUCGUGGACGCCACCAUCAUCGAAGCUCCGUCAUCGACCAAGAACCAGGCCAGGGAGAGGGACCCUGAGAUGCACCAGACCAAGAAGGGGAACCAGUGGCAUUUCGGGAUGAAGGCGCAUAUCGGGGUGGACUGUGAGACGGGGAUAGUGCACAGCAUGACGGCGACUGCGGCCAACGUGCAUGACAUUACGGAGGCCCACAACCUGCUGCACGGUGGCGAGACAGUGGUCUGGGGAGACGCAGGUUAUCAGGGAGUACACAAGCGGAAGGAGAACCUGGGACUGGAUGUGGACUGGCGGGUGGCGAUGCGUCCGGGGAAACGCCGGGGACUCGAUCCUGGGAGUGAUGAGGCGCUGCUGGAGAAAGCGAAGGCAUCGGUGAGGGCUAAAGUGGAGCAUCCGUUCCUGCGGUUGAAGCGGCUGUUCGGAUACGGCAAGGUGCGCUACCGGGGGCUGGCCAAGAACACGGAGCGCCUGGCGUUGCUGUUCGGCCUGGGCAACCUGCUGGCGGCGGAGGGACGACUGAGGGGGUAG